Molecule: messenger RNA, 6931 nt
Organism: Bacillus rossius redtenbacheri
Lineage: Eukaryota; Metazoa; Arthropoda; Insecta; Phasmatodea; Bacillidae
Gene: Pi3K59F
Product: phosphatidylinositol 3-kinase catalytic subunit type 3
Exons: 17
Coding region: 191-2923 (910 amino acids)
Biological process (GO): phosphatidylinositol-3-phosphate biosynthetic process; autophagy of peroxisome; phosphatidylinositol-mediated signaling
Cellular component (GO): endosome; cytoplasm; phosphatidylinositol 3-kinase complex, class III, type I
Molecular function (GO): 1-phosphatidylinositol-3-kinase activity
Source: RefSeq, a predicted model, not a curated record
AGAUAAGUAAAUUUACUUAUCUCUGAUUGUCGUACUGGAAAACUGGAAUUAUAACAUUGCCUUGUUUAUUUUUCUGAAUGCUUUGAAAUCAUGAAAUAAGAAAUAUUUGACACGAAGCUGUAGUUACAGAGCAAAGUGGUUUUAAGUAAUGAAUUGAUUUUGAAGUUAAAUCUGUUUUAACUCCUCUGCCAUGGAAGAUCUAGACGACAAAUUUUGCUAUGUUUAUAGUUAUACCAUCGAAGCUAAGCUUACUGUUAAAAUAGGCACGCUGGAAGGCAAGCGCCAGAAACCAGAAUAUGAGAAGUUGUUGACAGAUCCCAUGCUGAAGUUCUCAGGUCUGUAUCAGGAUGGCUGUGCCGACCUGAUGGUGGUCUGCCAAGUGUUUGCUGAUGGCAGGCCGUUAGCUCUGCCCAUCUCCACCUCCUACAAGCACUUCACCUCCAGGUGGAAUUGGAAUGAGUGGGUCACACUGCCUGUGAUGUUCAGUGAUCUGCCCAGAAAUGCGCAGCUGGCAUUGACCAUUUACGAUUGUGUCGGGCCUUCGCAGAUGCAACCAGUGGGCGGCACCACAAUAUCCUUGUUCGGAAAGCAUGGUGUUUUUCGACAGGGCAUGUUAGAUCUUCGCGUAUGGCCAAACACUGUAGCAGAUGGCAACUUCCCAAGCAAGACACCGGGCAAAGCUCGUGAUCAUGGUAAAGAGCAGAUGCAACGACUUGCCAAGCUAACCAAAAAACAUAGAUUUGGCCACCUUAUGAAAGUCGACUGGCUUGAUAGACUAACGUUUCGAGAAAUUGAAAUGAUCAAUGAGAAGGAGAAGCGGAGUUCAGAUUACAUGUUCCUGAUGGUAGAGUUUCCUAGCAUACAAAUGGAAGGCGUUCCGCAUGCAGUAGUGUUCUACGAACAAGAUGGUGAUGAGGCAUACCAGUUCCGAGUGAAUGCAGACAUCGUAACAGUUCCUGAUAACGAAAUAUUACAGGAGAACCUGGUGGAGAGCAAGCACCACAAGCUGGCGCGCAGCCUGCGCAGUGGCGUGUCGGACAAGGACCUCAAGCCCAACGCCAGCAUGAGGGACGUGCUGAACACCGUCGUGGCCCAGCCCUCCACCACGCAGCUGACCACGGAGGAGCAGGACCUCGUCUGGAAGUUCCGCUUCUACCUCAGCAACCAGAAGAAGGCCCUGACCAAGUUCCUGAAGUGCGUGAACUGGAAGCUGGCGGCGGAGGCGCGGCAGGCGCUGGACCUGCUGCAGCAGUGGGCGCCCAUGGACGUGGAGGACGCCUUGGAGCUCCUCGGCCCCAACUUCACCCACCAGGCCGUGCGGAGGUACGCCGUCACCAGGCUCAAGCAGGCCCCCGACGAGGACCUGCUGCUAUACCUGCUGCAGCUAGUGCAGGCGUUGAAGUACGAGAACUUCAACGAGAUUCACGAGGGCUACAACAAGCUGUUCCCCGGGAGAGAAACCACCGUCCCCCCAGCGCCGGAGGAGACCCAAGUUCCUCGGGACGUGAAGGAGGCGGACGUUGCGAUGAAGAAGUCGCUGAGCUUCCAGCAGGGCUCUGAAGCGGAGAACACGGUUGUCGUGCGCUCCACCUCGCUGGGGGAGAACCUGGUCCACGGGCUGGUGAACGUGGAGGGCGCCAGCAGCGACAAGGAUCUGGGCGAGGAGAUGGACCUCGCUACGUUUCUCAUCUUCAGGGCGUGCCAGAACUCCACCUUGGCCAAUUACUUCUACUGGUAUCUUCUAAUAGAAUGUGAAGACCAGGAGCCGGCAGUGAAGCAAGACAGCUUGGUGAGGGACAUGUACCUGACAGUCAUGAAGACAUUCUCGCAGACGCUACUGAGGGGUGAUGUGGAGUGGCAGAAGAGACGAGCUUUCCUCACGCGCCAGCAGACCUUUAUCGACAAGUUGGUGAGGCUGGUGAAGACAGUUGCGCGCGAGAGUGGCAAUCGUAAAAAGAAGACUGAAAGGUUGCAGGCACUGCUAGCAGACCCAGAGCCAUUCAAAAUUAAUUUUGCCAGCUUUGAACCUCUGCCAUUUCCUCUGGACCCUGAUGUACAGAUCAAAGGCAUCAUUCCUGAAAAGGCAACACUGUUCAAGUCGGCGCUCAUGCCAUCACGACUGACGUUCCUGACGACUGAUGGCUCGGAGUACGUGGCAAUUUUCAAGCACGGCGAUGACUUGCGUCAGGACCAACUGAUACUGCAGAUGAUAACGCUGAUGGACAAGCUGCUGCGUCGGGAAAAUCUCGACCUGAAACUGACGCCAUACAGGGUUCUGGCCACCAGCACUCGUCACGGCUUCCUCCAGUUCAUAGAAUCUAUUCCCGUGGCUGAGGUCCUGGCCACAGAAGGUAGCAUUCAAAACUUCUUCCGCAAGCACCACCCAUCGGAAACGGCUCCGUAUGGAAUAGCGCCUGAGGUUAUGGACACCUAUGUCCGGAGCUGUGCGGGGUACUGCGUGAUCACGUAUCUGCUGGGAGUGGGAGACCGCCACCUUGACAACCUGCUGCUCACCACCUCCGGGAAGCUCUUCCACAUCGACUUUGGCUACAUCCUGGGUCGCGACCCCAAGCCGCUGCCCCCGCCCAUGAAGCUCAGCAAGGAGAUGGUGGAGGCGAUGGGUGGCAUCAACUCGGACCACUACCAGGAGUUCCGCAAGCAGUGCUACACUGCGUUCCUGCAUUUACGCAGGCACACCAACCUGAUCCUGAACCUGUUCUUGCUGAUGGUGGACGCGAGCGUGCCCGACAUAGCGCUGGAGCCCGACAAGGCCGUGAAGAAGGUGCAGGACAAGCUGCGGCUGGACCUGAAUGACGAGGAGGCCGUCCACUACAUGCAGAACCUGCUGGACCUGUCUGCCACAGCCGUCAUGGCUGCACUCGUCGAGCAGCUGCACAAGCUGGCCCAGUACUGGCGCAAGUAGCCUGGCCCUCGUGUUCUCUGCGAUACAGCCUGCUGGCGGCGGUCACCCAUCCUGAUCCUUUCUUGAAUCCUCGUCAGUAUCCAGUGUCCAGCACUCACUCCCACGUGGUCUCUGCGAUACAGUCUGCUGGUUCUCUCCUGGGAAGGGAGAGAUCACCCCCACUGACCUUCAAAAAAAAGUGGCCAAUUUUAUGAUGUAUUUCUUGUGUUCAGGUAUGCAUGAAUACUGAACUGAUAUCUUACGGAUGGUGAACUAUGUUGCAGUUUAUGGCUGUGUGUAGUGAAGUGAAUUAGGGUCUAAGACGGGAUAAAUUUGAGUGAUAUCUGUGUUAUUUGGACGAGAGGGAUGAUGAUAGAACGACUGUGAUCACACAAUGAUAUUGCAGACAAAUGUAAAUUUAAAUUUUUUGAAUAAUAUUUUUAUACCUCUUAAUAAAUUUUUUAUUAUAAUUUUUUCUACCUGGUGGAAAUGAAGUUUUUUCAAUGAUAAAUUUUUUUUGUUGUUCAGCCAGUAUCUUAAGUCUUUAUUGUACUUAAUACGUUUUUUUACAUAAAUAUUAUUUAAUGUUAAAUGUUACCUGUUUUCUAACAUAUAUAAAUAUUAAGUAAACUUAAUACAGGAAUUGGAAUAUAAGUUUGAAGUUUUACAGAAUAUGCAAGCAAUCAUAAUGCAAUUUUCAAGAGUUACCGUGUUUUCUCGUAUAAUAGUCGCACAUUUAAUUCUAAAAUCAAGUUUGAAAAGUAGAGGUGGGACAAAUAUGCGGAAAAAAAAUUUUUGUUAAGUAAAGUUAUUCAUAAAAACAAAACCUGUUCAUGAAAAGUACAUUUAUUUAAAAAAAGGUGGAGUAUACAAGAGCACGCCAAACAAUCUAUAAUAAUUCCUUAAACAAAAACCUUCUUCAACUUUAAAUAGAAAAACCAAAACUCUAACGCGAACGCAAGCCAAUUGAAUCUGAUGUGAACUAACGUGUCUUAGUACACACUUACCACGAAAGAAUGUGGGCUAUCAAAUGUAGUUAACUCGGCACCUGACAGAGUGCGCGUUGUAUUGCCGUCAGCCGCGGUCUCGUGUUCGAGAUCGGGCGCAGGUCCUAGCGGGGUGGCUGGCUUUCUUAGCGUUUUCUGCUCCGGGAGGGCGCCAGGCUAGCUCGGUGUCUAACCGUGUGAUGGUCGUGGGUUCGUUGCCCCAGCGUGGUCCGCUAGAACCGUUGGCGGUGGUGAAAUUUGUUUCCUGAUUGGUUUGGGUUGUUUAAGUUAAUUUACAUACACUGUUUUGGUUGUUCUAUGGGUCGCACGUCGCGCACGGGGGGUGCGGGGUGGACUUUUUAUUGUUCACGAUUGACACUGGUUCAUUACAUUGGGCACGAGGUUUACUCGGCGGUACAUGACUGCCAAUGGGGCGUCGGAACACGUAGAAGUUUUUAUUACACUAUGAUUACAAUUACACUUGAUAAAACGGCACUCUGUGGUGCUUUUAAGUACACGACUACACUGCACACGUUAUCUGAGAGGGGCACCUGCGUGCCUCUACGUGCGUUUACUUAAGUCCUCACGCCAGUUGCAGUCGAGGGAGAGCGUUCAAUUAGCAUCGGCUAAUUUCAUCAUCUGUAAUUGGUGACGCGCGGGCCCACCUGUGCGGACCGCGGCUCGCUACUAAAUUAAAACACGUUUAAUCUUGAAGGUAGCCUGUGCCUGUGCACUAGGCGAUUAAAUAAAGUUCUGGGGUGGCGGGAGACGGCCCGUACCGAAUACUGCACGGUCCCACGUAAUGCUUUGUGUGGGGCGUGUUAAAUUGAUGCGGCUGGGUUAGGCCCUACACCGGAAAAAGGACCGGGCGCACACGGGGAGUAUUAAAAAAAGGUUUUGGUGGUGACUAUAAUUACCAGAUGGACGUUCGGUGAAACAAAGAGAUGCUGGCUCCCCGUGGGACGUGCGUCCGUCCCGGUCCGCGAGUCGCGCUGUACUGGCGUGCAGCCCUGGCGCGAGGGGAGGGGUAAGCUCCCUGUCGCGCCAGAGUUUCUAAAGUUCCGUUAUUCGUAAAAAUCUAUAUAAUUAAUUAAAUUUAAGUGGCUCUAAAUUCACAUAAUAAAACAUAAUGAUUAAUCUAAUAUCUAUAUAUGUUAUAGAAAUGACAUUUAAUAAGUUUGUCUAAAAUAAGUUUGAAUAUUAGAGUCAAGCUGGAGACUGUCUGUUUCUUGAAAACUACUCCAGUGGCGAACGAUAAUGCUAAUUUAGGGUGGUUUGAAUUACGUCACACGUUUCCCUACUGAAAUUAGGCUGAAGGCCGCAAGGGUUGCACUCACAGCUGUUUUAGCAGAAAACUACACGUGAGUGAGCCGGGCACUCCUACGUCGCACUUUAUUAAUUAGGGGCUUUUGUUUGUUUUUGAUUACGUUAUUAUUGCGUGGGGAAUUUUGUAGGCACGGUGAGUGCAUUGCAUGCGUAAUUAGAAAUGGUUCGCUAUUCUCUACCUUGGGCUGCGGUCCGCUCACUUGACUCGGGUGGGCCAUGGCUAGGGGUGCUUUCCGUUAGCGGAGCCGAGUACUGGCGGGUGCAGGUCGGGCUUAGGGGUGGCCUUCGGCCGUACGAUGUCAGUAUGCACUCGGCGAGAUAUCGAUAUUCAAAUACGUGCGCGCGCUCUAUACGUGAAGCAACAUAACCAAACAUAAAUGAUGCGCUGGCUACAUUUUUAUAAGCGGUACGCCGCGGCAACGCAAUCAGAUAAAGGAAAUAAUGUUUAAAAACGUCUUUAUAAGAAAAUUUACACGUCAAACAUCUUCGUAUUUCCGUUAAUUAAAUAAAUAAGUGGUAAUGACCGAAUAAAUAUUAGAUUUCUACUUUAAAAUACAUUGUUUUAUACGGAAAAGAUACCUACACAAAGUGCUCGGCAUCUACUAGCGGGACCAAAAACAUCAUGCGACGUUUACGCGAGAAGUUUUUCAUCCCAAUUUUGACAGCCUAAAAUAUGGUUGCGACGAUUACGCGUGUGCGACCAUUGUGCGAUAAAACACUGUAUUCAUGCAGUAUUUUGUUAAGUGCAUUUUGAUGGUAAAAGCACAUUGUGAAUAGCAAUUUUUUUUAUCUUGUGUACCAUGUACACAAAUUACUAGUGUGAAGUUAAAAUUAAAUUAUUUUUUAUUAGUUUUUAAAUUUAACAGCAUAUACCUUUUUUUUAUUAAAUAAUUAUUUUCGUAGUCCUAUUUUGGUGCCUCUUCCUUUUCUUGUUUUGGAUUUGUUAACUUUUGGAAAGUUAUGUCAUUUCUAUUCUAUUGCCUCUUAUGUCAUUUGUUUCUUACAACUGCUGUGCGAAUUGAUAUUUUUCUAUUUGAUUGAAAAAGUGAAAGCAAAAAUAGCAAUAUGCCUAUUACUGUUGUGUUUGAUGCUGUAAAAUGGUCACAUUGUCACAUUCUUAUUUGGUGUAUAUAGUAUAUUCCUAUAUUGUAUUUUAUUAAAUUCCCAUCAUAUUAGCUUUCAUUAUCUUGGUAAUCAUUUUUUUUCAUAGAUGCCGUUACUUUUAAUCCACAUAACUAUUAAAAUUAUUAGGGAAAAAAAGAGGGAAAUAAUAUUUAGAAAUUAGUCAAAAUGUGCUUUUGCCAAAUCAUUUUGGUACCGGUAUUUAUGGUGUCAGAGAUUUUUUAGGGUUCCAACUGAAAUGAUACUUCUAAAGCUUAUGUUUUAAAUGUUUACAGUAAUUUUAAUCAAAUCUUUCAUUUUUUAUCUCUUUGCAAAUAUGUAUCAUAUUAUUGCUGAGAUAUUUGCAUUUUUUAUAAAUACGUGUAUAUUUAAUUUGUUAAUAGUGGAAGAGCUUCCAUAUUGUAAUUAUCUUAAUUAUAGUAAAUAGAAAAUCCCUUCCUAUGAGAUCAAUCCUAGUUAAACUUUAAAUUUUAAUAUACUAUUAAUAAUUAUGUGUAAAGGUAAGUGCAGGUUUCAGUGAGUUCCUUAAUAGAAUCAUCCCAAUUACUGGAUGGCAAAUUGUUUGUAAAUUCUGAAAUAAAUUGUAUACAAAAUA